AUGAACAUAGUAGAUGAGGAUGACUGCACUUUCGAAAAGAGAUUAAAAUCACUGAUGCAAGAUAAUAAAAUUAAAAAACAACUUAAUACAAAAAGGUGCAAUGAAAAUUUUCAUAAUUGUGACAAUUUUUAUGAUUCCUAUGAAAAUGUUCAUAAUAAUGACAAUUUUUAUGAUUCCUCUGAAAAAUAUUU
Messenger RNA from Plasmodium cynomolgi strain B, 191 nucleotides. RefSeq names its product Pv-fam-d protein. NCBI's taxonomy places the organism in Eukaryota, Apicomplexa, Aconoidasida, Haemosporida, Plasmodiidae. The record is from RefSeq and is a predicted model, not a curated record. The transcript has a single exon. The annotation marks the transcript as partial.